Onthophagus taurus is the source of this 491-nucleotide messenger RNA. NCBI's taxonomy places the organism in Eukaryota, Metazoa, Arthropoda, Insecta, Coleoptera, Scarabaeidae. The record is from RefSeq and is a predicted model, not a curated record.
AUUAACACCAAAUUCAAACUUUUCACCAACAUUUUCCAACUCAAAACUAAUUGAUGCGCGUAUAGUAGAUGGAGACGAAGUGAAACCACCUCAUUACUACAACUUUCAAGUUGCCAUAUUCAUCGAUAUGCCACAUAUGCAAGAAGAAGGAUUUUGUGCUGGAUCUUUAAUAACUAGAAGAUACGUUUUAUCCGCUGGACAUUGUAUAGCGGGCGCAAAUAAAGUCGAAAUUGUUUUCGGGGCUCAUAACAUUAACAAAACUGAAUCAUCCCAAAUUCGUAUGACAUCCAACAAAUUUAGAUUCCAUGAGGAUAUUGUUAUUUUCUUUGGGUUAAAUGAUUUGGUGUUAAUAGAAUUACCGGAAGCGGUGCCUUUAUCAGGUUAAAUUAAACACAAAAAAAAAAUUAUAAAAUUAAUUUAUCGUUUACUUUUUAGAUGAAAUUGGUUUAGCAAAACUACCAUCAUUAAACGACAUCGAAGAUAACUUAGAA